Molecule: messenger RNA, 1787 nt
Organism: Pocillopora damicornis (cauliflower coral)
Lineage: Eukaryota; Metazoa; Cnidaria; Anthozoa; Scleractinia; Pocilloporidae
Product: transducin beta-like protein 2
Biological process (GO): endoplasmic reticulum unfolded protein response
Cellular component (GO): endoplasmic reticulum
Molecular function (GO): protein binding
Source: RefSeq, a predicted model, not a curated record
CGACGCUAUUUAUGCUGAACACCGUAGACAGAGCCCUAACUACAUUUUCGAGGUUCAUUGUUCUGUGCUGGGCAAAACGUUUUGUCUACGCUCACUUUACCCACAUAUAAACAACUUUGCUGAGGCUAAUGUCUUGAAAAAGUGGUUUCCUAACGUCCAAUUCGAGUUUUAGCCCUGGCUGUAAACAGGGAAUCAAACGUUCUGCGAAGGACAAGUAUAAAAAUUCAGGUGACGGGAACCAACAUGCCUGGUGUUAGUCACCCACUGGAAGCUGCUUCUUUGACAGGCCAUGAUGCUUUCGUGGAGGGAGUCGAAUUUAGCAGUAAUGGAAAAUACAUUAUGUCUAGUUCCUCAGACAGAACAGUGAGAUUGUGGAGUGUAAAGGAUUUUAAAGAGAAAGAACAUAAAUAUGUGCGAGCCAAUGUAGAUUUUGAUCAUGCUACAAAAGUCAAUUUUAGUCCAGAUACAAGUGAAGAUACAACUCAACAACAACCCGUUCGCUUCAGAGCUUUUAUUACAGCCUUAGCAAAUGGAAACACAAUCCGAGUAUUCAAAGUAAACAAAAAGAAAGAUGGUUCUGGAGCUUCUGUCACUGGUGAAUUUGAUUUUCCUGUCAAACAUUCAGCAGAGAUUAUCAAUAUUGCUGUGGCCUCCAAUGGCAAAUUCAUCAUGUCCUGUUCCAGAGACACUACAAUAAUCAUCUGGAAUUUAAAGGGUGAAGUGCUGUCAAUAAUUGACACCCGUCAGAUGAACAACAGCUACGCAAGCUUAUCUCCCUGUGGAAAAUUUGUUGCAUCAGCAGGUUUCACCCCCGAUGUGAAACUGUGGGUUGUGGAGUUCACAAAGACAGAUGAAUUCAAGCAGGUUUCAAGAGCAAUGGAGUUGAAAGGUCACUCUGCUGGUGUCUUUCAUUUUAGUUUUUCAGCAGAUUCUACAAGGAUGGCAACUGUAUCAAAGGAUGGAACCUGGAAAAUAUGGGACAUCGAUGUGGAGUUCACGAAGAAACAAGACCCACAUUUACUAAUGACAGGAAUAUAUGACGCCUCAUUUGGAGUCUACAAUAACAUGCUGAUAAGUAUGUCCCCAGAUGCGUAUGUCACGGCUGUUGCUAUGGGACGAUCUAUUGGAAUUUUCAACACAGAGAAUGGAAACCUGGAGGAGCUGUUAGAGGAAGUACAUGGAGAUGACAUCACAGCCAUUGCGUGGCACCCCAGUUCUCGUUACUUGGCUACCGCGGGCGGAGCAGACCGUCAGAUCAGAGUGUGGCAUAAUGCGGCUGGUAUCAGGAUUCAGAUUGAUGACUUACAGGGGAGAAUGUACCGUGCUAAGAAUGAAAACGUUAAGGAGAGAUUAGAACAGCAAAUUCUUGAAGCAAGGGCUUCUCUAGACAAACUGAACCUUAUCGGCUAAGAAGAGAAUAAACCAAAUCAUUUUACAAAGGUCACGGUUGAAGAAAUGUCAAGGCAGAAAGAAAUAUUUUAAAUUCUCAACAAACACAACAAAAUAACGCUUUGUGGUGGUCCUGCAAACCACGGCAAAAACAACGAACUGUGAGGAAAACAGCAUUGACUACAAUCAAAGAUGAAGUUUACCGAACAAAAAACGAAAUUUAAGUAUUUAUAGUACUUUUUUGAUUUUUUUUGUAUACUAAGUCGGAUAAAAUCUUAUUUGGCUUUCAUGAAUCUUUCAAUUGUCUUGAUGUGUUACUUAUCAAAUGCUUUUCAUUAUUAACGCUGUAUUUCAACUCAAUGACUUUUUAGACCAAUAAAAUUAUUUCCACAAUUAUA